CGACAUCUCUGAGCCAGAGACAGCAGAAGGCCCUUCCCUCUUUGCCUCCCAGCCCUCUCAGUAGCCGCCAUUGUCCCUCAUAGGGAGGAUACUCUUCUUGGGUCCUAGGUCGUGGGUCUGCCCCGCAGCCAUGCCACUCUACGAGGGUCUGGGCAGUGGAGGGGAAAAGACGGCGGUAGUGAUCGACUUGGGUGAAGCCUUCACCAAGUGUGGAUUUGCAGGAGAAACUGGACCAAGGUGUAUAAUCCCUAGUGUAAUCAAGAAAGCUGGAGUGUCUAAGUCUAUUAAAGUUGUUCAGUACAAUAUUAAUACAGAAGAAUUGUAUGCCUACCUAAAGGAAUUCAUCCACACAUUGUAUUUCAGACAUCUCUUAGUGAACCCCAGAGACCGCCGAGUUGUGGUUAUCGAAUCUGUACUGUGUCCUUCCCACUUCAGAGAAACACUUACCCGUGUACUUUUCAAAUAUUUUGAGGUUCCAUCUGUAUUGCUUGCUCCCAGUCAUCUGAUGUCUCUUCUGACACUUGGGAUUAAUUCUGCCAUGGUAUUAGACUGUGGAUAUAGGGAAAGCAUGGUGUUACCUAUAUAUGAAGGAAUACCAAUUCUGAAUUGUUGGGGAGCCCUCCCCCUAGGAGGAAAGGCCAUUCACAAGGAGUUGGAAACUCAGCUAUUGGAGCAAUGUACUGUUGACAUAGGUGCAACUAAAGGACAGAGUCUCCCAUCAGUAAUGAGUUCAAUUCCAGAAGUUAUUUUAGAAGACAUUAAAGUACGAACUUGUUUUGUGAGUGAUCUACAGCGGGGACUUAAAAUGCAGGCAGCAAAGUUCAACAUUGAUGGCAGUGCUGAGCGACCUUCACCACCCCCAGAUGUAGAUUACCCAUUAGAUGGAGAGAAGAUUUUGCAUAUAAUUGGAUCAAUCAGAGAUUCUGUUGUGGAAGUUCUGUUUGAGCAAGAUAAUGAAGAGAAAUCGGUAGCCACUUUAAUAUUGGAUUCACUUAUGCAGUGCCCAAUAGACACAAGGAAGCAGCUGGCAGAGAACUUGGUAGUCAUAGGCGGCACCGCUAUGUUACCAGGAUUCUUACAUAGAUUAAUGGCAGAAAUCAAGUAUUUGGUAGAAAAACCAAAGUACCAAAAAGCACUUGGCACUAAGACAUUCCGAAUUCAUACUCCACCUGCAAAGCCUAAUUGUGUGGCCUGGUUGGGAGGUGCUAUUUUUGGAGCCCUGCAGGACAUACUUGGGAGCCGUUCCAUUUCAAAGGAGUAUUACAAUCAGACAGGCCGAAUUCCUGACUGGUGCUCACUCAAUAACCCACCUAUGGAAAUGAUGUUUGAUGUGGGCAAAGCUCCACCCCCACUCAUGAAGAGAGCAUUUUCCACUGAAAAAUAAAGUCUGAAUAAAAUGCAGCCGCACUUCACCCAAGAAAAGAUACUGUUAUACACAGAAUAUAUCAUCCCAACCCAAUUACCAAUGUGUCACAAAGUGUAUAGGAUAUUGUGUUAUAGUUAACUUUAGUAUAAGUGAAAGCAAAUCCAUGUAUCCUUUUCUGACUUUUUUGUUUUUCUAAAGGAGCUUCAGUAGGUGACCCUGGUAAUAUUUACUAUAUUUAUAUGAAUAGUAUAUACAAAGCAGUUUAAUUUUGAAAGUUUAUUAGGAAGUCCAUUACCGGAAAAGGAUAACAUUUUUUUCUUCCUGCAGUUUGUAAGACCCAUUCCAGCCUUUGGAAAUUCUGUUGAAAAUACCAUAAUGUUUAAUAGCUAUUCAUUUGAAUAUUGAACAGUGUUAAACACUACUAGUUAUUUCAAAUAUUAAAGUGUAUGUACAAAAAAGUUUUGUUGUGGCCAAUAAGUUUUUACAGGGGGCAGGAUCCAUGACUACAUAUUAUAGCUGUUAGAUUUUUAGGUAAAUUAAAAUAUCUUUGACCCUUCUGGCUGAAAAUAUUAUCUAUUUAUUGAUAAUUUCACUAAUCCUAUACUCUGUACCAAAUGUUCCUUUUCAGACUUCCUUAAAUGUACUUAGCCUUAUAAUUUUUAAGUAUUAACAAUCUGGCUGAAAUUUUUGCUUAUUUUUUAUUUGGUCUUCUGUGAAGAUAAGUAAUACACAUUA
Messenger RNA from Dromiciops gliroides (monito del monte), 2101 nucleotides. It is a transcript of the gene ACTR10, whose product is annotated as actin related protein 10. The transcript has 13 exons. NCBI's taxonomy places the organism in Eukaryota, Metazoa, Chordata, Mammalia, Microbiotheria, Microbiotheriidae. Gene Ontology annotation, biological process: retrograde axonal transport of mitochondrion. The record is from RefSeq and is a predicted model, not a curated record. Bases 131 to 1384 code for a protein of 417 amino acids.